GUGGGAGGCGGAGCCAGGGACGGUGAUGUAACGCUCGGAAUGGAGAAAGGAUCCGGGCGGUGAAAGGCGGGAGGAAGACGGGGCUGAAAAACUCUUUGUGCGUUUGCUGGAGUCAUGAUGUCACGAGGCCCGAGGACCGGGGUCAGGUCUGUGGGCCAGGAUGGGACGCUGGGGUCUCCACAGGCACCCGGGAUGUGCGCAGGUUGGGUGGUGACGUCAUGCCCAAGGGCGGGGCCUCGAGCUCCGGGGACGCAGGGUCAGAAGGAGGCUGGGGCCGGGAGUAGCGGAGACACUUGGGAUUGGGAAGAAAUCAGCGGCCGGGAUGGGCUCGGCACAGAGCAAGGACAGAGAAUGCAGCGACUGGCCAUGGACCAGCCGGCCGGCCUGCAGGUGGACUACGUCUUCCGGGGUGUGGAGCAUGCCGUGCGGGUGACAGUCUCUGGGCAGGUGCUGGAACUGGAGGUGGAGGACCGGAUGACGGCUGACCAGUGGCGGGGCGAGUUCGAUGCCAGUUUCAUCGAAGAUUUGACUCACAAGACAGGGAACUUCAAGCAGUUCAGCAUCUUCUGUAACAUGCUGGAGUCGGCCCUCACCCAGAGCAGUGAGUCAGUCACCCUAGACCUGCUGACCUACACAGACCUGGAGUCCCUGCGCAACCGCAAGAUGGGGGGCCGCCCAGGCUCCUUGGCCCCCAGAUCAGCCCAGCUCAACUCCAAGCGCUACCUGAUCCUCAUCUACUCUGUGGAAUUUGACAGGAUUCACUACCCGCUGCCCCUCCCGUACCAGGGCAAGCCGGACCCGGUGGUCCUGCAGGGCAUCAUCCGCUCACUGAAGGAGGAGCUGGGCCGUCUUCGAGGGCCGAACGGCCAGGACGCUCGGGAUACCCGGGAGACCGAGAUCUGGCACCUGCGGGAGCAGGUGUCGCGCCUGGCGUCUGAGAAGCGCGAGCUGGAGGCGCAGCUGGGCCGAUCGCGCGAGGAGGCGCUGGCCGGCCGGGCGGCGCGCCAGGAGGCCGAGGGGCGGGGCCGGGGCGGGGCCUGCGAGGUCGUGGUCCUCAGAGGGCGCGGUUGGGGACGAGGCCUCAGACUGCAGCUGUCCCGGCUGGCGGGGAACUGGACGGCCCUUCCUCUCCGCUCCAGGAGACGGACUCCGCCCGUGGUGCCGCCCUCGACCCGCGAGGACCGGGCUUCCUCGUCCCGGGAGCGCUCCACGUCGCGUGGCCGCGGUGCUGCGCGCUCCUCGUCGCGGGAGAGUGCCCGAGGGGGCCGGGGUCGUGGCCGGCCUGCCCGCCCGUCACCCUCGCCCACAGGUGGUCGCGUGCCCCGCUUCGACCCCACGGCUUUUGUGAAAGCUAAGGAGAAAAAGCAGAGAGAGAUCAGGAUGAAGCAACAGCAGCAGCGGAACCGUUUGGGCAGUGGAGGCAGCGGGGACGGCCCCAACAUCUCAUGGUCUCGCCAGGCCCGGCCCCCUGCCGCCUGCCUGGCCCCGCCCUCCUUGUCGGGCGCGGGGAAUGCAGCUAACCGCUCCCGAAACCGCAGCUCCUCGGUGGACAGUUUCCGCAGCCGCUGCUCGUCCGCCAGCUCCUGCAGCGAGUUCGAGGACUUCUCCGAGUCUCUCUCCAGAGGUGUUCACCGCAGGGGCCGUGGGAAGCCUCCCAGCCCCACACCUUGGAGCAGGUCCAAUACAAAGUCCACCCCCCUGGAACGAGGCCACCAUCAGAGACGCCUGGCUAGUUCUGGGGGCUGGGUCCCCAUCAGAGAGUACAGCUCGGACCACCAGGCGGCUGACAUGGCCGAGAUAGACGCGCGCCUGAAGGCCUUGCAGGAGUACAUGAACCGGCUGGACACGCGGUCGUGACCCCGGCCUGGACAGGGGUGCUGUCACUCCACCUCCCACCUUCCACAGGGUAUGGUGUGGAGGGCGGGGCUAGGCCGGCAGCCCGGUGCAGGCCACGCCCCUCCUGGUGCUCCUGGGGUCUCAGGUGUGUGAGGCCCCAAGCCCGCCCUCCCCAGGCAGUGCAUGCUGGGAAGGAGGACAUGUGUGUGUGUAAAUAAACAUGUUUGUCCUGGGA
Messenger RNA from Tupaia belangeri chinensis (Chinese tree shrew), 2071 nucleotides. It is a transcript of the gene CCDC61, whose product is annotated as coiled-coil domain containing 61. The record is from RefSeq and is a predicted model, not a curated record. NCBI's taxonomy places the organism in Eukaryota, Metazoa, Chordata, Mammalia, Scandentia, Tupaiidae. Gene Ontology annotation, cellular component: ciliary basal body.